Contarinia nasturtii (swede midge) is the source of this 2497-nucleotide messenger RNA. It is a transcript of the gene Ire1, whose product is annotated as serine/threonine-protein kinase/endoribonuclease IRE1. NCBI's taxonomy places the organism in Eukaryota, Metazoa, Arthropoda, Insecta, Diptera, Cecidomyiidae. The transcript has 8 exons. Gene Ontology annotation, biological process: protein phosphorylation; intrinsic apoptotic signaling pathway in response to endoplasmic reticulum stress; IRE1-mediated unfolded protein response. Gene Ontology annotation, cellular component: IRE1-TRAF2-ASK1 complex. Bases 371 to 2482 code for a protein of 703 amino acids. Gene Ontology annotation, molecular function: RNA endonuclease activity; ATP binding; protein serine/threonine kinase activity. The record is from RefSeq and is a predicted model, not a curated record.
CAGAAUGUGUUAGUCGCUUGAAAUAUGAUGAUGUAUUUAGUUCUGUGAGUGGUGUAAAUAUAUACGCAUAAAAAUGAGUAUUUAAAAUGACGAAAGAUAAGCCAAAGCUAUCACAAAUGUUUUUAUUUCAUCGAAAUUGGUUUUUGACUAUUUUUUUUUUGUACAUCAUUAAUUAGAAGAAACAUAGUCGUCGUGUGUCAAAACAUUUUUUCUAACGUGAAAGUGAACAAAAAAAUAAUAUGACGCAAAUAGUGCGAUCAAUGAAACAAAACACAAAGCAACAAUUAUAUCGAGUGAACGCUUUUUCUUAAUGUGCGAUUGCCAAUAAAUAAAAAAAACGAAUUUUUUUUGGUGCAAACCAAACAUAACGAUGAACAUAACAAAAUGCAUAUUUCUUACAAUUUUGAUGUGCGCCUAUUAUCUGGCACAAAUCAAAUGCGAUGUGACCGAGAUACCAGAACAAGAUUGUACCGAUCUUGCCAAAGACGUGCCGUUGCUGGUUUUCUCAACAUUAGGGGGCGGAUUAACUGCUGUCGAUCCAAUUACUAGCGAAAUUCGAUGGAAUAUUGAAGAUGAUCCGGCGAUAAGAGUACCGACCCAUUCCGAAUCAACGGUAUCACCGUAUUUACCCGAUCCACGUGAUGGAAGUCUUUAUCAGCUCGGUGAUAUGGGUAGCUUGAAAAAGCUACCAUACACAAUACCGCAAUUAGUUGCAAGUGCACCAUGCCGUUCGAGUGAUGGCAUUUUAUAUUCGGGUAAAAAGAAAGACACAUGGUUUUUAAUCGAUCCAAAAACGGGCAAACGAGAAAAGGUGGUCGGAUUUGGUGCGGAUAGUAAAGAUUCGAUUGGGUGGGCUACGUCACGAGCCGUUUAUUUGGGACGAACACAAUAUACCGUUUUAAUGUAUGACAGUCGUACCAAAGACAAAAAUGCCAAACCCUGGAAUGUCACAUUUUUCGAUUAUUCAUCGCACUCAAUGGCACCAGAAGUUUCGAAUGAAUAUGAGUUUCUCCAUUUUUCGGGAAGCAGCAGUGGAUUGACGGUGACAUUGGAUAGAGAAUCCGGUACGUUUUUGUGGCAAAAAGACUUUUCCAGUCCGGUCGUGGCUGUUUUUCUUCUCGGGCCAGAUGGUUUAUUGAGCGUGCCGUUUUCAACUGUUUCGGAUGGCGCCCUAAAGAGUAUCAUCGAAUAUGCCAGAGAUGGACAACAAAAUAGCAUCAAGUUGUUCGAAAGUUUGUAUGUCGGUGAGCACGUACACGGUCUGUACGCGUUGCCCACGUUAAUCGAUGAGAAUACAAAAACAAUAUCAAGUGAACCGAUGAUGAAGCUUCUAGACGGUCCAACGGCAAAUGACAAUCCCAAUUUGGUCUACCUAAACACAUUGAUGGAGACGACGAAUGAUAAAAAUAAAAAUGUCGUCGUACUGGGCCAUUAUCAGAUGCCAAAAACAAAGGAAGAAUUUAAAUUGAGCAUUGCACCCCCAAAAACGGCGAGCAUAGACAAUGCCAAUGUUCAUGAAUUAAUUGCAACGAAUAUGAAAAACGAAAAUAAAGCAUUUGAAGUGAAUAUUAAUCGAAAAGGAAGUAUUGGUAGCAUCAUUCCACCGCCAAAAGAAUCAAUUCAAUCAAAUCCAACUGUUCCCGGGCUUGAGUUGCAAUCACCGAAAGAAUUUAUAUCGAACGUUUAUCGAAAAUCACAAGCCUGGCUAAACGACCAAGAGAGCAAAAUCUUAAAAUUACUCUUAAUCAUAUUGUUUGGAUUGGUGAUUGCGAUGUUUUGGUACAUGAAAUUUGUCAUGCAUGAAAUACGAUCACAGAGUCAAAGUGGAUCGCAGACAUCGGUGUCGGGGGGCAAGAAAAAUGGUGUCUAUGAUGAACUCAUCGAUUUAGGUGAUGGCGUUAGCCAAGUUGGGAAAAUAACUUUCAAUUCAUUGGAGGUGCUGGGCAAAGGAUGUGAAGGAACUUUUGUAUUUAAGGGAAGAUUUGAAGAAAGAAAUGUUGCUGUUAAACGAUUACUGCCCGAAUGUUUUACACUGGCCGAUCGAGAAGUGACCUUACUCAGAGAGUCUGAUGCUCAUGAAAAUGUGGUGCGAUAUUUUUGCACCGAACGUGAUCGACAAUUUAGAUAUAUUGCUGUUGAACUGUGCUCAGCAACUGUUCAAGACUUUACAGAGGGCAAAGUGUCGAGUGAAAUCAAAAAUAGCAUAACCAUGAUUGAUGUACUUCAGCAAGCAACAAACGGAGUAUUGCAUCUUCAUAGCUUGAAAAUUGUUCACCGCGACAUCAAACCACAGAAUAUCUUGCUAUCAUUUCCAGAUGCCAAUCGAAAAAUUCGAGUGAUGAUUUCUGACUUUGGCUUAUGCAAGAAGCUAAAUUUAGGGAAAAAUAGCUUUUCACGACGAUCCGGCAUCACUGGCACCGAAGGAUGGAUCGCACCAGAAAUGCUUAAGGGACAACGCACGGUAUGGAAAUUCUGCCAAUAAAAUUCCCUAAAUGCU